Messenger RNA from Babesia bigemina, 1827 nucleotides. Its product is annotated as peptidyl-prolyl cis-trans isomerase, putative. Bases 1 to 1827 code for a protein of 608 amino acids. The record is from RefSeq and is a predicted model, not a curated record. NCBI's taxonomy places the organism in Eukaryota, Apicomplexa, Aconoidasida, Piroplasmida, Babesiidae. Gene Ontology annotation, biological process: protein peptidyl-prolyl isomerization; protein folding. The transcript is spliced from 8 exons. Gene Ontology annotation, molecular function: peptidyl-prolyl cis-trans isomerase activity; protein binding.
AUGGGUGAUCCUCCGCCAGCAGAUUCAAGCAGCGGUGAGGAGGAGUUCGGUCCUCUGCCCAUUCCAGAGCCCCCGAAGGCCGUUCGCAAGCGCAAGGUCGAAAUCAACGACUCGAUCUACCUGCAGCACCUCCCCGAUGCCAGUAGAUACGAGCGCAGCUUCGUGCACAAUACGACAGUUCGACACGUUGUUUGCAGCGCACCCACGCGCUACAUCGCCACCGGGAGCGACGAUGGUUACAUCAGCUUCUGGUACUACGAAAACGACGGCGUGCAAUUCGUCAAGCGGAUAGAGGCGCACAAGGCCCGAAUCACGCAGAUGCGCGGUUCGCGAGAGGGACUAUUCCUGGGCAGCAUAUCGCUCGACCGUACGUACAACCACAUCGACUUUGCGUCCUUCGACGUGGUCAGCAAGGUGUCGCUGAACUUCGUCCCACUGUGCUUCGAAUUCAUUUCAAACCACACCUCUCCACAUACUAUUGUUGCUAUCGCAUCCGCUGGUGACAGCCGGGUAUCCCUCUUCAAGCCCACGAUGAGCUCGACCGCGAUCUGCUCGCUCGCAAUCGCCACCCCUGACAUCCACACCCUGGUCUACAAUGCGCGCUUCGACGUGUGCUUGGCAGCCAACAGGCUGGGCGACGUCGACGUGUUCGACGCCAACACCUUCAAGUUCCCCGUCAAGCACUCGCAGCUCACGUUCCGCAUGAAGGGGGAGACCGACCUUUACGAAUUCCACAAGGUGAAGACCCACGUGGUUUCGAUCGCAAUUUCGCCGAAUGGGGAGUUGGCGGCCAUGCACUGCCACGACGGCCUCAUCAGGUUGUUCCGGUUCCGCACGCUGAAGCUCUACCGCGUGUACGACGAAAGCGCGCUGAUGUACUCCGCCGUGCAGAGCGACCCUAAGUCGGCGGUGCUCCACAUGGACUCGGCCGAGUUUUUGAAGAGGAGGGCCUACGAGGUGGAGCUCUUCAAGGUCGGGGUCGACUGUGGGGAAUACAGUGGCCUCUGUUUCGACUCGUCCUCCAACUACCUCAUUUACCCCUGUAUGCUGGGAAUUAAGGUCGUUAACGUGGUGAAUAACAAGCUGGUGCGUAUAAUUGGGCGUUUGGAGCACUCGGUGCGAUUUUUAAAGUUGGACCUCAUGCAGCACGUCUCGAGGAAGCGCCAUAUGGGUUCUGCGGGGUCGGGUGCCAACCAAACCCUCGACCCGCUUGUCAUCGCAACUGGCUUCCAGAAAAACCGUUUGUACGUUUUCAGCAACCGCGAGCCCAGCCAGGAAGAGCUGGAAGGCCGAGACGUCGGCACCGCGUCAGAUCCACGUGACACCUCGGCGCCUGCGCGCACAGGCGGACGCCUUGCACGCGAGGCCGUGAUCCACACCAGCAUGGGCGACAUCCACGUGCGCCUGUUUUACAAGGACUGCAAACGUACCGUGGAGAACUUCACGGUGCACGCGCUCAACGGGUACUACAACGGCUGCACGUUCCACCGCGUCAUCCCCAAUUUCAUGAUUCAAGGCGGCGACCCAGGAGGAGACGGUACCGGUGGCGAGUCGAUUUGGGGAAGCGAGUUCGAGGACGAGAUCGUGCCACACCUCAAGCACGACCGGCCGUUUACGCUGUCAAUGGCUAAUGCAGGUCCGAACACCAACGGCUCGCAAUUUUUUAUCACUACUGUGCUGUGCCCCUGGCUGGACGGGAAGCAUACGGUCUUCGGGCGGGUCAUCGGUGGCACCGAUGUCGUGCAGGCUAUAGAGCGGGUGCCGACAAACAGCGACGACAAGCCGCUGACUGACGUCACCAUCAUCAACGUGAAGGCGGUGAUGUGA